GGGGCUUCUCAUGCUGUGCAUCACCGCGACCGGUGUUUUCGCGAGCCGAUACAUCACGACUGAAACGCUCAACGGCCACGUUAGGGGUGUCAUCGAGCACGUCGGUGGCGUUGACGUAGCGCGGUACCUGGGCAUCCCGUACGCAGAACCACCCGUCGGUGAGCUACGCUUCCGCAGGCCAGUGCCGGCCAAAUCGUGGCAUCCAACGACCCUAGACACGCUGAGCUUCGCCAGUCCUUGCGCCCAAGCCAACGGCUCUUUCCCGCCUUCUCCGUGGCUGGUAAAGAGGGACCAGGUCAGCGAAGACUGUCUCUAUCUGAACGUUUGGAGCCCGCUAGGUAGACCCAAACCACUCGGCGUCCUUUUCUGGGUCCACGGAGGGGGUUACAGGACCGGGACGGCCUCCCAAACCCUCUACGAUGGCAAGGCCUUGGCCGCCGUGGGGGACAUCGUCGUGGUGUCCAUCAACUACAGGGUCGGUUCUUUCGGCUUCCUCUACACCGGUCCGGGCUCGUCUAGCGGCAAUUACGCCCUCUGGGACCAGCAUCUCGGCCUUCUCUGGGUACGGCGCAACAUCGCUCGGUUCGGGGGCGACCCUGGCCGAGUCACCGUGUACGGUGAAAGCGCAGGAUCCAUCGGCAUCGGCGCGCAGCUCGUCGCGCCUCGCAACGCCGGUCUAAUUCACCGCGCCAUUAUGGCCAGCGGAAGCAACUACUGGCUCGUGCCGCCGCAAAACGCCGUGGGCCACGCGUACGCGGACCGCAUCGCCAAACACGUUGGCUGCCUGGAUGAUUCGAAGCCGUCGUCGAAGAAGAAUCCCAAGCAGGUGGUCGAGUGCCUCCGCUCGGCGCCCGUCGACAAGAUCAUCGACGCGGAAGAAACACAGUUUCCCUCAGAGAUAGUGACCUUCACGCCUUCACACGGUGACGAUUACCUUCCGCUGCCGGAGGUGGAUGCCAUAGCCAGGGGCCUGUUCAUCCCUCUGGAGAGCAUCCUCACAGGAGCGACGACCGAAGAAGGCGGCGUGUUCCUCUACUUCCGAGUCCCGUCCUUCAUAAACUUCACGUCGGCACCGGAGCUCACGAAGCAAGAGGUUGUAGACUUACUUUCACAGCGCUACCUAGGCUUCCUGCCCGAAGAGACGCGGUCGAUGAUCAUCGACGGUUACUUGCGCCGCGUACCCGAUGUCUCGGACUAUAGCGGGAACCUGAAAGCGCUGAUGGACAUUCUGGGCGACUACCUGGCCUUCUGCCCGACCAGGUUCUACGCUGAGGCGUUCGCCAAGACGAACCGUCCCGUGUACUUCUACAUGUACGACUACCGGUACGAACGCGGCUUCUGGCCGUCCUGGAUGGGCUCCACUCACUACGCAGACCUCCAGUUCACGUUCGGAAUGCCAUACCGAUUUCCCGAGCGCUACUCGGAUGCGGAUCGCGAGCACAGCAGAACUUGUAUGCAAGUUAUCGGCUCGUACGUCAACACAGGGUAUGCCCACGCUACGUUUUAUGUACACUUUCUUGAUUUCUUUACUUUUUCUUUUGCUUUUCUUUCUUUAUUUAUUGUUAACGCAAGAAUUGUGCAUUGAUAUCACUCCUUGAUUAAUCAGCUUUCUUUUUUUUUUGUAUUAUGCAUGUAAAUUUCACUUACCAUAUCAUAAUUUUUCUUGCCGUACGUCAGAAACCUGUUGUUGAAGUGACAUAG
This is a messenger RNA of Dermacentor andersoni, 1701 nucleotides long. Its product is annotated as cholinesterase-like. The record is from RefSeq and is a predicted model, not a curated record. Gene Ontology annotation, cellular component: plasma membrane. Gene Ontology annotation, biological process: choline metabolic process; acetylcholine catabolic process. Gene Ontology annotation, molecular function: acetylcholinesterase activity. NCBI's taxonomy places the organism in Eukaryota, Metazoa, Arthropoda, Arachnida, Ixodida, Ixodidae.